This is a messenger RNA of Ilex paraguariensis (yerba mate), 2754 nucleotides long. Lineage: Eukaryota; Viridiplantae; Streptophyta; Magnoliopsida; Aquifoliales; Aquifoliaceae. The record is from the annotation of a GenBank genome assembly.
AUGCCGGAAAAUAAUGAUUCAGAGCUGGUAUUGGGAGGUUCUGGAGCUGGGGAGAAUGGCGACCCGAAUGGAAUUAUUCAUGUGGGGCCUCAUGUUGGUACUUUCCAAGCAGCUGAGAGUGAUGAUGGAGAGGAAGUUUCAGCUUUUGUUGAGCCAGGGGAUGUGGUUGACUUAACUGAUUCAGUUAAUCAGGAACCCAGUUCCCUGCUCGUGGAACCUGUCAACCAUGAUCACAGGGCAUUGGUGAUGGAAGCUGAUUCUGUUCAGGAUGGUCUAAAUGAUGUUAGGGUGACUGAAGAUGGGGGAAGAGAAGACAUGUUUGUUGAUUGUCCGGAUGAGUUAAAUCCUGACAGUAGGGAAACAAUAGAAAUUUCUGAAACCCAACACAGGUUGGAGGCAAAGGGUGAUGUACAUACUCAUUUUAAUGGAUCAGGUAGCAGGAAUAUGGAUAAGGAUUUGAUGGGAGAGCUAGAACAUCUGCAGGGUUUGCUUAACAGAACUAUUGCAGAGAAAGAUAGCUUUGCAAGGGAGUACGAGGAAGAAAGAGCAGCAUUCACGAGAGAGCUUGCUCAACUUCACCAUCAACUCAAGGCUCUGGAUCGACAUCAGUCAUUGCACAAUCAAAAUGAUGCUGGGUUAGUCAAUAGUCUUAAUAAAGCCAAAACACAAGACAGGGAGGAGAAGACUCUGGCAUCCUAUGCAGAAUUGCAUGAGCUGAUUGGUGAGUCCUCCAAGUUUCUUCAAAAUGCUUUGAAUGAACGAACGGAAACCGAGGGCACAAUUAGAGAACUCCAUGCGAUAUUAUAUAUGAAGGAUCAAGAAAUUGAGGAUCUCCAUGCAAGGGUUACUGACAUCGAGGCUCAGCUUGAGNAUGCUGGGUUAGUCAAUAGUCUUAAUAAAGCCAAAACACAAGACAGGGAGGAGAAGACUCUGGCAUCCUAUGCAGAAAAGGACCAGCAUAUCGAGGCAAUUGCAAACAGGAUUUUAGCUUCUCUUGCUACAGCAGUUCAUCCAGAAGAAUUGUUGGAGGAAUCUGUUACUGGAAAAAUAUCUCUUGUUGAGAAAAGCACCUCACUUUUAAUUGGAAAGUAUAAUGGAUUCCUUUCUGAAAUUAAUAAACUAAGGCACUGUUUGACUGAGGUUGGGACAGAUGUCAGUGUGCAAGAUGAAGUGGAGAUUUUUGUCACUGCACGUGAUAAAUUACUUGAGUUCAGAGGAAAAGAUGUAAAGUUGGAUAAAAAACUAAGCCAUUUUGAACAGGAAAACAAGAAGCUGGAAGAACAACUUGAUAAACACAAAGAAACCCUUGCGAAGGCAAAUGCAGAGAUUGGAAAGCUUAGCGCGCAACUUGAACAGGAAAAGACAAAGUAUGCUAAUACCAAAGAGAAGCUUAGUUUGGCUGUGAAUAAAGGAAAGGCGUUGGUUCAGCAACGAGACUCACUCAAGCAGUCGCUGGCUGAGAAAAUGAGUGAGCUCGAAAGAUGUUUGAUUGAACUGCAAGAAAAGACAAAUGCUCUUGAGGCUGCUGAACAAUGUAAGGAGGAGUUAAUCAAAAGUGAAGAUUUGGCUGCUUCACUGCAGGAAGCAAUCUCACAAAGGGAUAUGAUUAUUCAGAAAUGUGAAGAAAUUUUGUCUGAAAAUGGAGCAACCAAGGAAGUUUGCUCGUUGGAUGUCAUUGAGAAAGUUAGAUGGCUCGCCGGUGAAAGAAAUUCACUGAAUGUUAUAUCCUUGGAAUUUCAUAGACUGGCCGAUGCCUUAUCAUUAAUUGGUUUUCCUGAAACUAUGCAAUUCUCCGACAUGGAUUCUAGGGUCAAGUGGCUUGUAGAAUCGUUUCAUAUCGCUAAAAAUGAAGUUGUUAAUUUGCAAGAUGGCAUAACAAGAACAAGAGAAGCUGUGGAAAAUGAAAUGGACUGCCUAACCACAUCACUUUUGACAGAAAUACAGGAAAAGUAUUACCUUCAAGAGGAAUUGGAUGACUUAACGCUCAAGUUUGAAGGGAUUGUUGAAAAGCACAAUCGAAUCUCACUGGUGAAGGAUCAGAUGGUCAGUAUGUUGUUAAAGGCAUCUGGAGUUACCAUGGAAAUUCAGGAAGAUGCAACUCAGCCACAGGCUGACAUGGCUAUGAUCUUUGAUAGAUGCUUUGGGAAGAUAAAAGAACAAAUCACUGCAUCUUUUGAGUCAUCUCAUGUUGAAAUCGAAAUAUUUGAAAGAAUUCAGAGUCUCUUGUAUAUAAGGGAUCAGGAAUCAGUUUUGUAUGACCAAAUGUUAGAAGAAGAAAUGCUGGUUAAAUCAGAGGUGAAUCAUUUGUCAAAUGAGUUGGCAGUGCUCUCAGAGAAACUUAGUGUGCUGAAAGAUGAGAAAGACUCUCUUCAGAAAGAUCUUGAACGAACUGAGGAGAAAGGUAUUCUAUUGAAGGAAAAAUUAUCCAUGGCAAUUAAGAAAGGCAAGGGACUGGUUCAAGAGCGGGAAAACUUGAGACAACUUCUGGAUGGAAAAAAUGCUGAAAUUGAGAAGUUGAAGCUUGAACUAGAACAUCAAGAAUAUGUUUCUAGAGACUGCAGGGCUCAGCUUGAUAAAUUGUCAGCUGAUGUGGAACGUAUCCCAAAGUUGGAUGCUGAUCUAGUUGCUGUGAAGGAUGAGAGGGAUCAACUUGAGCGGUUCUUAGUGGACAGCAAUAGCAUGUUACAGAGAGUAAUUGAGUCAAUCGAUGACAUUGUGCUUCCAGUUGAUNCGUAUCCCAAAGUUGGAUGCUGA